This is a messenger RNA of Ornithodoros turicata, 2570 nucleotides long. RefSeq names its product nucleic acid dioxygenase ALKBH1-like (gene AlkB). Gene Ontology annotation, molecular function: ferrous iron binding; broad specificity oxidative DNA demethylase activity; oxidative RNA demethylase activity. The record is from RefSeq and is a predicted model, not a curated record. Gene Ontology annotation, cellular component: nucleus; cytoplasm. Bases 123 to 989 code for a protein of 288 amino acids. Gene Ontology annotation, biological process: oxidative RNA demethylation. The transcript has a single exon. Lineage: Eukaryota; Metazoa; Arthropoda; Arachnida; Ixodida; Argasidae.
ACGCGAAAAGCGAGCAGCAGAAACAAGUAAAUGGCGCCUUCCUACAGGCUGUCCGCAGUUCGUCUGCAUCUUCAUGGUCUGCAUUUAUUUCUGAAACUAUAAUUUUUCCUCGUGAUAAAACAAUGGAUGCCUUCAAAAAAGAGUUCAAGUACUACAAAAGUCGCCGAAAUGUUCCGGAUCUCUCACACGUGAUUGAUUUUAGUCGCCCAAACGAAUUUCCACAGCUCGUGCACCGCUCGACACUCGCUACGUCUGCUACAUCGGAGCAGUUCGGCAUUACACCGCACGUCGAGAUACCGUGCUACGAAGUAUCAAGUAACCCGGGACUUACCGUUAUACCGAAUCCCUUUACUGUACGGGGGCAACAGAUGUGGAUUCAAAAAUGCCUUCAGCUAUAUCCAACAAUAGAGAGCGCGACUAAUGUCCACGAUGAUGUUCCAAGACCUGGGCCACAUGGCAAGGAUUUCUCAAUGGAUUUCUACCAGAAGCUCCGUUGGGUCACGCUAGGUUACCACCAUAACUGGGACACAAAAGUGUAUGACACAAAAAAUGCAUCUCCUUUUCCACAAUGUCUUCGAGCUUUGAUCAGUCACCUAGCAGAACUCGUUGGAUAUAGGAAUUACCUUCCACAGGCAGCCAUUGUAAAUUACUACCACAUGGACUCAACAUUGAGUGGACACGUCGACUCUUCAGAGUUUGCUCAAACGUUGCCCCUGUUUUCGAUUAGCUUUGGACAGAAUGCAGUGUUUUUAAUCGGUGCCUCUACCAAAGAGGUAAAACCCACGGCCAUAUAUCUGCGUAGCGGAGAUGUAGUGGUUAUGGCUGGUGAAUCGCGGUUGGCAUACCACGGUGUUCCACUUGUACUUCCUGCAGACGGUGAAGGGAUUUGGAGGUACAGUACAGAAGAAGAAUCGUGGAAGCCGUUUGAAGAUUAUGUUAGCAAGAACCGUAUAAAUAUAAAUGUACGGCAGGUGUUCGACAUCAGGUAGCACAUGAUGUCAUAGUCUCUGCCAAAUGAAGUCACUGCUAUGUCUUGCACUUCCUCAACCCCCUCAGAAAAAACAUGGUAACAGGGAAGCAAAAGCAAUUAUACUUAUUUAUUUCUGUACGUAAAUGUUGAACAAGAAUUUGCUAGCCGUCUUCACAGUGUCGGCGUUCCCAGAGUAGCAGCAACAGCUAUGUCUUCGUUGCUAGUUAAGGAUAUUACCUUGUUAUUUUUCGGCACUUCAAAAGAGGGAAAUAAUUCUACGAAUGACGCAGGAGAGCUUGGCUUCCCCCAUUUCAUAAGAUGUCCGUCUGAAAUGAUUGUAAAAUUAUAAUCUUUAGACUUGAGAUAUUUUGUUAAUAAAUUUCUCUUAAAGCUUUUAAUGGCCCAACCAGCUUCACUAUAAAGAAGCUCCACUGUAAAAUAUUCCACACAGUAUAGUAUGCCUAGCAUUGGUACCCAAUACAAGGUAAUAUUCUAUAAUUGUUGCAUAACACUAGAAUAAUUUAUCAUCAGCUACAUUCAACAAUGUUCAGAACAGUUGAGUCCAUAGCAUUCAGCAAGUGUGUUCCUACAACAGUGAUAUCACUGCUCAUAUUUUCGUUCACACAUUUCCUAUAGGGCUGUGUGAAUACUCGGACUUUUCAUAUACAGAAGCGAAUGACUGUGUAUUCGAUUUGAAUUCUGAAUUCAAUAGGGAAUUGUACGUCUGAAUUUUAAAUCAAAGGAAUGCCUUCCAAACCGAAUAGAUUCAAAUAGUUCAGAAGCUGCACAGCUAAGCCUGAAACGCAGAAAGAAGAAAAGAAAAAAUGCAUUCUACAAAUAAUUGAUUGAUUGGUAAAAGAAAAAAAAUGGAGAUGUUAGUCCCCAACUAUUCGGGACUGGCUACUCCAGGAUGCGUUAUUUAGGGCGUUAUAAGGGAAAGGAAGGUGGGGGAAAAAAGAAGAAAGAGAAACUAUACAAGUCUAUACGCUUUGUGAGGCACACAAAUAAAAAUAAGAAUGUGCAUUUCUUGUUGCAAGUUUGGAAACCACAUUCACCCAUGCGCACUCAGCCAUUCCUCAUUGGUCAUUGCAGUAUGCCGUCAUAGCCAUACUCUGCUUUUCAAAAGUGAAAACACACUGAAGGGCGAAAACGCACAUGUACAUAUACACAGUAUUUCAUCUAAUGUGAUAAAUUGUAUAAAAAAUUACUUGUCUGAACAUUAUGGAAUCAACAUUAUUUACCUCAGGGGAUAUUUUGUCAUUACUUCUCAGGUUCUGAUCACUUCUAUCAAAUUUAAUUUGCGAGAAAUUGAAUUUUCCCAAUUAUCUCCAAAAUUUGCCAAGUCAACCUCACGUCUUUUUUUUUUACAGUAACAGCAGAACCUUGGAAAAGGAAAAGUGAAAGGGCAGGUACAUGGCCUCCUCACAUCGCUUCUUUCAGAGAUCUGAGCGUCGUUGCUCAAUUUGCGCGCCUCGAAACAAUGGUUUUCACUUUUUCCCCUAGCUAUUACCAUUGUAGUAGUGAAUGUAUUUUGCAGUAGGAUGGGGUAAAUUUGCCAUGUCCUCUCUGUUUCUGUAAAUAAAAAGAAACGUGAUUGCAA